GUAGAAUAUCGGGUUUUCGAGAGCUCACUUGGACACCGCCCCGCACGCCAAAGCGCACACAGAACAAGAACGAAUAAGUGUUCCCCUCUUUUUGUACUGCAACUAUUUAUUGACAACGCGCCUUUGAGAUUAAUUUCCGUUGCAAAAGCAUACCACAACAACAAAAAUGACUGCACCACCUCCCCCUCCCCCUCCUCCGCCGCCACCACCGCCGCCGCAAAGAGUCGACGAUGGGUCCGCGGCGAACGUCGAUGGCGGCGUUGGCGGUGCGGCGGCUGCGAUGUUCGCCGAAAUACGCGACGGUGGCGACAACAUCACCUCUCGCCUGCGCCACGUCACGGACGACGAAAAGAUCUACAAGAAAAACAUCCAACACGGUGAAAUCGACAUGAGUGAGCUGGAAAGGAAGAAAGCCGCGGCCGAAGCACGGCGGGCGGCGCAGCGCAGCGAAGACGCGAUGAAGACCGCGCACGAGAAACCGGCGCAAGAGCCCGUAUUGGAGCUAGAGGGCGACAAGCGGUGGACGGUGCGGCACCAAGCCGGCACCGCCGAGAAGCAGCUGAGGCUGGAACUCGACAAGGUGGAGAUGCGCCACGCCGUCCGCAUUGAGAGCUGCAACCAUGUCUACAUCACGCUGACAAACAAGGUGAACUCCGUCAGCGUCGUGAACUGCACCAAAGUGCAGGUGGUGGUGCAGACCGUUGUUGCCUCGUUAGAGGUGCUGAACUGCGCGGACUGCGAUGUGCAGGUGACGCAGGCGGCCCCGACGGUGGCGGUGGAGCGCUCGUCCAACAUCAACGUUUACCUUCAGGACAAAGAGGAGGCGCGCAGAACUGAAAUCGUCACGGCGUGCAGCUCCACCGUGAAUGUGCUCUUUCCGUCCGAGAAGGACCCCGACGACGUCGUGGAGCGGGCCGUCGCGGAGCAGUUUGUGUCCCGCAUCGUGCCGGAUGGCAAAGGGGGCUUCAAGGUGGAGACCAAACCGAUCGAAUCGUUCUAA
Molecule: messenger RNA, 1000 nt
Organism: Leptomonas pyrrhocoris
Lineage: Eukaryota; Euglenozoa; Kinetoplastea; Trypanosomatida; Trypanosomatidae
Product: putative G-actin binding protein putativeCAP/Srv2p
Exons: 1
Coding region: 167-1000 (277 amino acids)
Biological process (GO): regulation of adenylate cyclase activity; cytoskeleton organization
Cellular component (GO): cytoplasm
Molecular function (GO): adenylate cyclase binding; actin binding
Source: RefSeq, a predicted model, not a curated record